AUGCUAUGCAAUCAUUCAAUUAGGGGAAAGAAUGGCACUAUUUGUGGUGACUAAGUAUUAGUCAAAUUGGGGUUCACUCAUAAUUUUUUGUCAUAAAGGAAAGUUAAAUGCCUUGGAUUAAACUUGUUCAAUUAAGCAAUCGAGUCAAUGUCAUGAAUUUAAAAGUAAGAACCUUUAUUUGGAUGACGCGAUUGGUGGAGAUACAAAGUGGCACAUGACUAUACUAUUUUGACUUUCUAACCUUACAAAUUGAUGAUUUUGAUGUCAUCUUUGGUGUAGAUUUUACAAUCAAGGCCAUGGUAGAGUUCUUCCUUCAGUGUAAAUAACUUAUCAUCUAUGGGGACAAGUAAUCUUACUUCAUAUAAAGAUUGACACAAGAGUGAGUAUAGUUGGAACUAAUAUUGACCAGACAACUCAAAACGAACUGCCAACAUGAUGUUGAUACCUUUUUCAUCACUUUCCGACAGGUGGAAGAAGACAAAAAGAAGAAAUUGAUAUACCACCUUCAUGUACAACAUUUAUUUAAGACAUUUAAAUAUAUUAUGUUUGAGAAGUUAUAUGUUAGGCUUUCACUAAGAUAAGAGAUUAAACACAUCAUCGAGUUACUAUCAAGAGAAUGACUUUUGACUUGAAAAUAUCUUAAAAAAUAGUUUUAACUCACUUUGAAGAAUUGAGAAAAUAGUUAGAAAAGUUGUUAUAGAUACGUCACAUAUGUCCUUGUAUCGUACCAUUUGACACACCUAUAUUUUUUCAGCAAAAGAACAGAUCUCUAAGACUUUAUAUGGAUUACUUGGAUUACUGAGUGUUGAAUAAGAUCAUAAUGAAGAAUAAAUAUUUAGUAGCUAACAUCGAUGAAUUGUUUAAUUAG
This is a messenger RNA of Spirodela intermedia, 868 nucleotides long. Lineage: Eukaryota; Viridiplantae; Streptophyta; Magnoliopsida; Alismatales; Araceae. The record is from the annotation of a GenBank genome assembly.